Molecule: messenger RNA, 1533 nt
Organism: Pipistrellus nathusii (Nathusius's pipistrelle)
Lineage: Eukaryota; Metazoa; Chordata; Mammalia; Chiroptera; Vespertilionidae
Source: the annotation of a GenBank genome assembly
AUGGAUGGGUUUUAUGACCAGCAAGUCCCUUUUAUGGUCCCUGGGAAAUCUAGAUCAGAGGAAUGUAGAGGGCGGCCUGUGACUGACAGAAAGAGGAAGUUUUUGGACACAGAUUUGGCCCAUGAUUCUGAAGAGUUGUUUCAGGAUCUCAGUCAACUUCAAGAGGCUUGGUUAGCUGAAGCACAAGUUCCUGAUGAUGAACAGUUUGUCCCAGAUUUUCAGUCUGAUAACUUGGUGCUUCAUGCCCCACCUCCAACCAAGAUCAAACGGGAGCUGCACAGCCCCUCCUCCGAGCUGUCAUCCUGCAGCCAUGAGCAGGCUCUCGGUGCUAACUAUGGAGAAAAGUGCCUCUACAACUAUUGUGCCUACGAUAGGAAGCCUCCCUCUGGGUUCAAGCCAUUAACCCCUCCUACCACCCCCCUGUCGCCCACCCAUCAGAACCCCCUAUUUCCCCCACCUCAGGCGACUCUGCCCACCUCCGUGCACCCUGCUGCGGCGGGCCCCGUGCAAGGGGUGGGCCCGGCCCCCACCCCCCAUUCGCUUCCAGACCCUGGACCACAGCAGCAAACCUUCGCGGUCCCCCGGCCACCACAUCAGCCCCUGCAGAUGCCAAAGAUGAUGCCUGAAAACCAGUAUCCAUCAGAACAGAGAUUUCAGAGACAACUGUCUGAACCCUGCCAUCCCUUCCCUCCUCAGUCAGGAGUUCCUGGAGAUAAUCGCCCCAGUUACCACCGGCAGAUGUCAGAACCUAUUGUCCCUGCAGCUCCCCCACCCCCUCAGGGAUUCAAACAGGAAUACCAUGACCCACUCUAUGAACAUGGGGUCCCAGGCAUGCCCGGCCCCCCAGCACAUGGCUUCCAGUCACCAAUGGGCAUCAAGCAGGAACCCCGGGAUUACUGCGUUGAUUCAGAAGUGCCUAACUGCCAGUCAACCUACAUGAGAGGGGGCUAUUUCUCCAACAGCCAUGAAGGUUUUCCAUACGAAAAAGAUCCCCGGUUGUACUUCGAUGACACUUGUGUUGUUCCCGAGAGACUGGAAGGCAAAGUCAAACAAGAGCCCACCAUGUAUCGUGAGGGGCCCCCUUACCAGAGGCGAGGCUCCCUUCAGCUGUGGCAGUUCCUGGUUACCCUUCUGGAUGACCCGGCCAAUGCCCACUUCAUUGCCUGGACAGGCCGAGGCAUGGAGUUCAAGCUGAUAGAACCUGAGGAGGUUGCUCGGCGCUGGGGUAUCCAGAAGAACCGACCAGCCAUGAACUACGACAAGCUCAGCCGUUCUCUACGCUAUUACUAUGAGAAGGGCAUCAUGCAGAAGGUGGCCGGGGAGCGAUACGUGUACAAGUUUGUCUGUGACCCGGAUGCCCUUUUCUCCAUGGCCUUCCCUGACAACCAGCGCCCGUUCCUGAAAGCAGAGUCCGAGUGCCACCUCAGUGAGGAGGAUACCCUGCCGCUGACACACUUUGAAGACAACCCCGCUUACCUCCUGGACAUGGAUCGCUGCAGCAGCCUCCCCUAUGCUGAAGGCUUCGCUUACUAA